CUGAGAUCACCAGUUCCUUCUCAAAUCUUGAGCUUGUCGCGAAUAAUCCAUCAAUGAUGGUGAAUAUUCACAUCCCCGACCCACUGCUGAUGGAACCUAGGACACGACGUAGGAGGGAACUCAGGCCAUAUUCGUGGCCUAUGUACUCCGGAAAGUGCUUCCUGUGCCCUGCUGCCGUUCCUGGUGAAAAGGGUUUUGCAGGUCCACAGGGUGUUCCAGGAAGGGAUGGCAGAGACGGACGGGACGCCCCGAUAAAUGACGCACCCUGCCCACCGAUUGAGGAGCCAAAACCGACUUUAAAUCCAGAGCCGACAGAGGCAUCGAAGCCGACUGAAGCACCCCCUGUGGAAAACGCAACUCUUCCCCGUGUUGUCUAUAUCCGCUGGGGACACGACGAGUGUCCUGAAGGAGCAGAAUUAAUAUAUUCAGGGAGUAUGGGAGGUUCCAACUACGGCCAUACUGGCAGUGGUGCAAAUCAUCUCUGCAUGCCAGAUGAGCCGGUUUACGACGAACACGUUGGCUCAAACUCUGACCGAGCACUCCUCUACUCCACCGAAUACAUGCUCCCUUAUUCUCCCAAUACGCGUAUAUCCGAGAAGAACGCUCAUGCUCCAACCUGUGCAGUCUGCAGGGCGCCAUCUGGCCGCACUACGAAGCUGAUGAUCCCAGCCCGCAACAUCUGUCCUGAUGACAAGUGGCGUUUGGAGUACGCUGGUUAUCUCAUGGCAGGGAAAAGCACACUAAAGAGAUCAAAAUUUAUUUGUGUUGACCGAGAAAUGAUUCCUAUACCGGGGACUCAAGGGAGUCAGGGUGGGGGGUAUCUGUAUUUAACAGAAAUGCGUUGUGUGAAUGGAGGGGGUUUGGAUUGUGGGCCCUAUGUCAAUGGUUACGAAAUUACGUGCGCUGUAUGCACUAUGUAGAACAUU
This is a messenger RNA of Lytechinus variegatus (green sea urchin), 926 nucleotides long. Its product is annotated as short-chain collagen C4-like. The record is from RefSeq and is a predicted model, not a curated record. Lineage: Eukaryota; Metazoa; Echinodermata; Echinoidea; Temnopleuroida; Toxopneustidae. Bases 54 to 920 code for a protein of 288 amino acids. The transcript is spliced from 4 exons.